CUACCGCAACCUCCGCCCUUGGCUUCCCUGCAGAACGCAGCUGAUAGUGCGCAAGCGGAGACCUGGCUAAACACGUUCAAGGCUCAAGCUAUCCCAAAGGAUGUGGUGGAGUUUUCAUUUUCCCGCAGCUCGGGACCUGGCGGCCAGAACGUGAACAAAGUCAACACUAAGGCGACAUUACGAUGCUCGCUUGACGCUACAUGGAUCCCACAAUGGGCCAAGGAGGCUUUAAAGCAGAGUCCUGCAUAUGUGUCUUCAAACCGAAAGAUCAUGAUCACGUCGACAGUGUAUCGAUCUCAAGCACAAAACAUACAGGACUGUCUCCUGAAGCUUCAUAACCUCAUACUUUCCACUGCAUCUGCGUUCCUCGUAAAAGAGCCUUCAAAAGAACAAAAGGCACGGGUCCGGAAUUUGCAACGCGUGGAGAAGGCGAAUCGGAAGGCUGGAAAAUCGUACCGCAGCCAGGUCAAACGUGGUCGAUCCAGUCGAGAUUGG
Messenger RNA from Postia placenta MAD-698-R-SB12, 495 nucleotides. RefSeq lists its product as hypothetical. The transcript has 4 exons. The annotation marks the transcript as partial. The record is from RefSeq and is a predicted model, not a curated record. Gene Ontology annotation, biological process: mitochondrial translational termination. Gene Ontology annotation, cellular component: mitochondrial large ribosomal subunit. Gene Ontology annotation, molecular function: translation release factor activity. Lineage: Eukaryota; Fungi; Basidiomycota; Agaricomycetes; Polyporales; Adustoporiaceae.